AUGGAGCGUACCUCACCCGCUGCGGAACCUUCGAACAAGGCCAUAGGUGCCGCUGCGCUUACUGCGGACCGUGCCGCUCGCGCCGAGGUUCGAGCCUCGAGACCUGAUCCCACUACCGCUACCAAUGCCGAUGACCGGCGCCUCGCCACGGCCACUUCGAGCACACCGCACGCGCACACACGCCGUCAUCCGGAUACAGCCAUGGCGUUGACGUUUCCAAGCGCUCGUGGACCCGAGCAUAGGUCCAUGGACGCGCCCCCGACAUCGGCCAAGCCCCGCUCUGGCUCCAGCUAUUUUGAGCGGUACCCCGAGAGGAAGGCGCAGGGGCCGUACACGCCCAGGUCGACCCUCCUUCCGACGGCGGGAAGACGAUCGUCGCCCAACGCGGAUGCCGAAACGGGAGGUCCAUCACCCCCGCUGAAGGACACAGUCCGCUUCCCUACGAGGACACACGAGGAUGCCUCGCUCCAAACGCCACCUGCGGCCGGGCCAUCGCGAUCCCGACCACCUCCGCCUCGGGCCCAGCAGCGAUCAUCGCCCGGGGAUCGCAAAAGGGUCGAAGCGUCGGCACAGCCACCGGUCGGACCCGAAAAAGGCGCGCCCGUGCUUGCGACGGUGCCAGCAGCCACUGCAGGCUUCGCCAGCCUCGCCAAGCGGAUGCCGGCCGGACAAGAGGUCUCGAGCACGUACGCAGCGUCGUCGGCCGCCCUGGGCAAGUCCCGGGCGAAGCCGGACCGCUUGAGAAUAAAGGCCGAGACAGUGCCUUCGAUCGACGACAUCAUCCGGAGGAAUGCCGAUGCGCUGAAAGCCUCCCAGCCGAGCCGGUCGCCGUCGAUGCCGCGCUCGGCGCCAAGCGGCGGGACAGGCAUGACCCGCCAGACCACGCCGGGCGAGGUUCGCUUUCCUAGCUACGACUGGCGGAAACCUGCCUCUGCUCCGAGUGCACCGGCACGCAACGGCGUCGAGAUCUGUGUCCACUCAAACGCGUCCGAGUCGUCGCUCGACUCGGUCGAGCAGGAGAUCUGGGAAGGGAUGAGGAGGUACGGCGCCAUCGACCCGACAUCGGACGGUGCCGACCCUGGCUCGCGGCGACGGUCUUUUUCAGAAGGAGUUCGCGGUGCUGGCCCUGGCGAUGCGAGCGCCCCCUUCGCGCAGGUCCGGGCGUUCCAAAGUCUUGCCCAGCUCCACGUCUCACCAGUCGACGAGGCGGCACCGCCCCUGCCCGGAUCGACGACGUUGGGUCAGGGGCUGCAAGAGCCUUUUGUCGAAUCGAGGACCCAGAGCAAGCCACGGGCCGGGGCAAAGUCGAGCCUGACGGAUCGCUUCAAGCCAGCAGACGGCGGCUCCCUGACCGAGAGCAUGUCGAUCCACAGCGGCCCGGGGCGUCCCUACCGGGUCUCUUACGCCGACGUCGGGGCGAGGGCGGGCAGUCCCGUGUUUGUGUUCCUCGGACUCGGCGCGGUACGGCACCUGGUCGGCCUCUACGACGAGCUGGCUGCGGCCCUUGGCCUGCGGCUCAUCUGCAUCGACCGCUGGGGGCUGGGACGCAGCGACGACGUGCCCAUGGAGCGGCGAAGCAUCCUUGCGUGGAGCGCGGUGGUCAACGAGGUCGCGGACCGCCUCGGCCUCGCCCGCUUCUCGCUCCUCGCCCACAGUGCAGGCGCGCCCUAUGCCAUGGCCACAGCUCUGGUCUUUGGCGAGCGUCUGGUCGGGCCGGUCCACCUGCUCAGCCCGUUUACGGGCGCCAGUGCCGAGAGUGGGUACCGCUGGUUGCGAUACGUGCCGGACGGCGUGAUCCGGACGGCCCAGGUGGCGGACUGGAAGCUGCAGGGAUGGAAGCUGGCCAAGGCGGCCAACGGCGUCUCGCACGACACGCCCAAGUCGACGCGGGCAUCCGAGACGUCUGCCGCAGGGACGCCAGCCAGCUUCGUCUCGUGCCAGACGGACUGGAAUGCCUUUUCGCCGGCACGCGGCGAAGGAGCCACUGCGAUGCGGCGGACCGAGUCCGACUCAUCCCACGCUGGAGCGGCGGCGGCGUCCGGACUCGUUGCCUUGCCCUCGAGCACGAGCACCACCACGCUCGGACCCUCGCCCACCUCGACGCCGUCAGGCCAAGCAGGGACGAGCGCGGCAGCCACUGGCCCAACCCUCAACAAGAAGGCCUCGUUUUCCUUCCUCGGCGGCCUGUUGGGCGCACGGCAGGCCCAGUCCGAGUCGUCCUCGCCUACGUCCGAUGCGGCACCGGCGACGGACGGGUCCGGUGCGGCGGCGUACCGCGGCAGGCCGGGCCGGCAUCGUUACUCGCUGUCCCGCUCGGUCUCGAUCAGCUCGACGACGCCGUCGUGCGCAUCGCAGGAGAAGCUGACAAUCGACGAGCGGUGCGAGUGGCUCGAACGGUCGCCGUCGGAUGGUGGUCAGCGACUGCGCAAGCCCGUCGCGGAGCUUCCCCACUCGAGGUCGACCGGCACGCUCAGCAGCGAGGCCAGCCGGCGCCAGAGCCGUGCACCUUCGUCGAGCGGCGAUUCGGCGUCGAUCUACAGCACGCCCGAGCGCGGCCUGGUCAUCGAACCCGACGCCGGGCUGGGGGUUGCGCUGCUGCGCGCAUCGCACUCCGAGAGCCAGCGCGGCUCCGCCUCGGACCUCUCGCUCGUGCUGGGCAAGAAGCCAUGGGGUUUCGACUUCACGGACGUCCGGCACCCGUGCCGCAUCUGGCACGGGUCGAGGGACGAGAGGGUGAGCCUCGCCAGCGCGAAAUGGAUGGAGCGCUCCCUCGACGACUGCCGCCUCCACGUCGUCGAGGGCGCCGGCCACAACCUCAUGACCAACACGGCCGUCAUCUUUGAGGUCCUCGAGAGCAUCAAGUCGUUUGCCACGCCGUCGUCGGUCGCCACCACCGCCGCAGCCGCCGGCUGA
Molecule: messenger RNA, 2913 nt
Organism: Pseudozyma flocculosa PF-1
Lineage: Eukaryota; Fungi; Basidiomycota; Ustilaginomycetes; Ustilaginales; Ustilaginaceae
Exons: 2
Coding region: 1-2913 (970 amino acids)
Source: RefSeq, a predicted model, not a curated record